UUGGACUUCCUCCUCACGCUUCUUUGCGCUGAAUGACUAUCAGUCAGAGCGUACUCCACAUCAGCAGCAGCUUUGUACCGAAGAACGGCGAAAUCUCUUCAUCAUGGGCCUCACCAACGAUCCAAACUACCGCAAACUGGAGCAAUGGUACAAAUCUAGCGCCGGAAACCUGAACAUGAGGGAAAUGUUCGAGGCGGAUGCGGACAGAUUCAACAAGUUCAGUUUAAACCUGGAGACAGAUGAUGGAGACAUGCUGCUGGAUUACUCCAAGAAUCUCAUCAACACAGAAGUCAUGAGCAUGCUCUUCGACAUGGCGCGAUCGGUGGGUGUUGAAGCAGCUAGAGAGAAGAUGUUUACAGGAGAGAAAAUCAACUUCACUGAGGGUCGUGCUGUGCUCCACAUCGCUCUGAGGAACCGUUCUAAAACACCCAUCGUGGUGGACAAGAAAGACGUGAUGCCUGAGGUGAACCGAGUUCUGGAGCAGAUGAAGGCGUUCUGCCAUAAAGUGCGCAGUGGCGAGUGGAAAGGUUUCAGUGGUAAAGCCAUCACUGAUGUGGUGAACAUCGGCAUUGGAGGUUCUGACCUGGGUCCUCUGAUGGUGACUGAAGCUCUGAAGCCAUACUCUAAAGGAGGACCUAACGUCUGGUUCGUCUCAAAUAUUGACGGCACACACAUGGCCAAGACCCUCGCACAGCUCAACGCCGAGACAACCCUUUUCAUCAUCGCUUCUAAGACGUUCACCACUCAAGAGACAAUCACCAACGCUGAGACAGCUAGAGAGUGGUUCCUGCAGACCGCUAAUGACCCAUCUGCUGUGGCCAAACAUUUCGUGGCUCUUUCUACAAACGCACCGAAAGUGAAGGACUUCGGUAUCGACACCAACAACAUGUUUGAGUUUUGGGAUUGGGUUGGCGGACGCUACUCGCUGUGGUCGGCUAUCGGUUUGUCCAUUGCACUGCAUAUAGGUUUUGACAACUUCGAGCAGCUUCUAGCUGGUGCUCAUUGGAUGGAUAAUCACUUCCGCUCGGCUCCUCUGGAGCAAAACGCUCCAGUCAUACUGGCUCUGCUCGGCGUCUGGUACGUCAACUUCUUUCAGGCCGAAACGCACGCCCUGCUGCCCUACGACCAGUACAUGCAUCGCUUCGCUGCGUACUUCCAACAGGGAGACAUGGAGUCAAACGGCAAAUACAUCACCAAGUCUGGCACUCAUGUGAAUUAUCACACUGGACCCAUCGUGUGGGGGGAACCAGGAACCAACGGUCAGCACGCAUUCUACCAGCUCAUUCACCAGGGCACUCGCUUGAUUCCCGCCGACUUCCUCAUUCCUGCUCAGACUCAACAUCCUAUCAGAGAUAAUCUACAUCACAAGAUCUUGAUGGCAAACUUUCUGGCCCAAACAGAGGCUCUGAUGAGGGGAAAGACCUCUGAUGAGGCCAGGAAAGAGCUGCAGUCUGCUGGCAUGAGUGGAGAUGCUCUGGAGAAACUCUUGCCACAUAAAGUUUUCCAAGGAAACAAGCCAAGCAACUCGAUCAUCUUUAAGAAACUUACACCCUUCAUGCUUGGUGCCCUGGUUGCCAUGUAUGAGCACAAGAUCUUUGUGCAGGGGGUGAUGUGGGAUAUUAACAGCUAUGACCAGUGGGGUGUUGAGCUUGGCAAGCAGCUGGCCAAGAAGAUCGAACCCGAGCUCCAGGAUGAUGCAGAGGUUCAUUCCCACGACUCCUCCACUAAUGGACUCAUCAGCUUCUUCAAGAAGAACCGCUCUUAGAAAUCCCCUAAUCCCGCUCAUUAACCCUGCCUCUGCUGGCCCCCUCAUCUAAAGGGAUUAGUGAAUUAUGUAUUAACGCUUGACAUAAUUCAAACUCGAUAGGCCUAGCCAAGGAGGAUGAGCACUUUAUGUCUUCUGUAUGUCAUCUUAUAUAAGCCAUAAGAUUGUUGUGUGUUGUGAGAAUAUGACUUUAUUGAUGUGUCUGUGGACCACUAAGGGAAGUCUAUGCCUGUAUGCACUGCUUAUUAUUGAUGAAUUUCAUGUGCUCCUUCGGAACAGUGAACCACAAUAAAUGUAUAAUUUGUCACUUUGA
Molecule: messenger RNA, 2078 nt
Organism: Myxocyprinus asiaticus (Chinese sucker)
Lineage: Eukaryota; Metazoa; Chordata; Actinopteri; Cypriniformes; Catostomidae
Product: glucose-6-phosphate isomerase-like
Exons: 18
Coding region: 104-1765 (553 amino acids)
Biological process (GO): glucose 6-phosphate metabolic process; glycolytic process; gluconeogenesis
Cellular component (GO): cytosol
Molecular function (GO): carbohydrate derivative binding; monosaccharide binding; glucose-6-phosphate isomerase activity
Source: RefSeq, a predicted model, not a curated record